UUAUUAUUUACUCGGAGCUGUUCCUUGUGGCCGUAGGGUUUCUGAUAAUAGAAGGUGAAAAUAUGCACAAGUUGUUCCCAAACUUCACACUAAAGCUUGGGAAUCUCAAAAUGGAUGGGAGAAAUUCUUUUACUAUUGUUGCAGGGGCUAUGAUUUUUCCUUCGAUAUUGCUUACCGAUUUGGGGGUUUUAUCGUAUAUUUCUUUUGGAGGGGCGAUCUCUUCAGUUAUUAUUGUCGCAGCAGUUUUAUGCGUUGGGACCACGAAAGGGGUUGGAUUUCAUGAAAAAGGAAACCUCGUGAAUUUCAAAGGGUUGCCCGCUGCACUUAGCUUGUACACAUUUAGUUAUGGUGGUCAUGCCAUGUUCCCUGCAAUUUACAACUCCAUGAAAAAGAAAAGCGAGUUUCCUAAGGUUUUGCUUCUAAGCUUCAUAACAUGCACAAUCAUAUAUGCCUCCAUGGCAAUUGUGGGCUACCUUAUGUAUGGCCAUAAUAUUCAGUCUCAAGUCACACUGAACUUACCCAAAGAAAAAAUCAGCUCAAAGGUUGCAAUCUACACCAUAUUAGCAGGCCCAAUUGCCAAAUACGCGUUGACCAUAAUGCCCAUAUCCACUGCCAUAGAAAGUUGCUUACCAGAAAAUUAUCGCGAAAAAAAGCCUCUACGCAUCCUAAUCAAGAUGCUUUUACUGGUCAGUACGGUUGUUUUGGCCAUGCUGGUUCCGUCUUUCGAAACCGUGACAUCCCUGACUGGAGCACUUCUUAUCAUAUUGGUAUCGUUCUUGCUCCCUUGUGUUUGUUACCUGAAGAUUUUCAAAAUUUACAAACAUUUUGGGUACGAGCUAGCUGGUAUUUCGGGGAUAAUAUUGUUGGCAAUAUUGGUGGGCGUGCUGGGGACUUAUUCGGCGAUUGCUCAUAUUAUAAAGGAAGCUUAGGGGAAAAACUUUGCUAGCUAGUAACCGUUGUUUUUG
This is a messenger RNA of Rhododendron vialii, 965 nucleotides long. Its product is annotated as amino acid transporter AVT1I-like. Gene Ontology annotation, biological process: amino acid transmembrane transport. Lineage: Eukaryota; Viridiplantae; Streptophyta; Magnoliopsida; Ericales; Ericaceae. The record is from RefSeq and is a predicted model, not a curated record. The transcript has 2 exons. Gene Ontology annotation, cellular component: vacuolar membrane. The coding region runs from base 63 to 929 and encodes 288 amino acids. Gene Ontology annotation, molecular function: amino acid transmembrane transporter activity.